AUGGCCUCGAUGAUAGAACGACUCAUGGGCAAGGGGCCACAGAGCAGCGACAGCUCUCCCUACCGCCCCCGACGCGAGCCGCUCCCCUACGAAGUACCCGAUCCCAACGGCGUCGCAUGGCUGCUCCGCUUGCCAGAUGAGCUCUUUGAAAAGGUGUUUGAAAACAUCGACAGAGCGACUUUCGUCAGGUGUCACCGGGUAUGCUCUCAAAUAAAUGACUUUCUCAGCGGCAACGCCUCUAUGAAGCUCCAAAAUCUUCUACAAACGGCCUCGCUCCAUCUCAAUCCCAAUGCGCUCAAACCCAACACCUCGAAUCCCCAUCUCGUACCUCCCUCCCGAGCCUUCCUUCUGGACCAGCUCCGAGAGCGCCUGACUCGCUUCAGGACGUUCGAGCACAAGGAGCCCGAGACUGUCAAGUUUGAGGAACGGGAGGGGCGGCUCUACGAAUUCUUGGAAGGUAUCCUGAUGAGGAGUAUACCCCCGCCAGACGCAAAUCCAUGGACGAGAGCGAUUGGGCGAGAAAUGGGAGUCUACGAAUUUGACAAGAUGAGAGAAUGGGAGGACGUCAAGGAUGGGGAUGAGCAAGACGACUCGUCUGUAGUCGAAAGCGAUGUCGUCGAUGUCGAAGAGCAAGAAGAGUACGGCCAAUUCAGGCGUGUGACAAAGCUCGACUUUGAUAUGCUCGACUUUACAUUCGACCCUGGUCAAGACUUGUUUGUCGCAGCGCAGUUUGUGAUCUACAAGGCGGGGGAUAACCCAUACAUCAGCUCAAAGCCCGGGUUCCAAGAUCCUGGCAAUGUCCCAACUUCCAUGAUUCUUCUCCAUCUCUUGACAAUCUCAACGUUCCAACCACAUCCAAAGGCGAAAGACCCCGUUAUCGUAUGGCCUGGUAUCAGUCUCAAGACACAGGCUCCGUCGAUGGGAUUCCAAAUCUGCGAUGACGGGUUGUACGUUAUGAGGAACCAGAGCACUGGAUUUGGAGGAAGGGACAUGCUUUGUGGAUGGCAGUGGACUACUGGUCGGCACGCUGUGACAUUGACUGCCUCGAAUGCGUCAACCUUCGAGUCGUUUGUCAUGCUCAGCCCCUCGUCUUUCGCCAUCCCGUCUGUCAAGACUGCUAUCCGCCAAGAAGCAGAUAUCGUGGAUACGAUGCCGAGUCACACCGACCUCCUCUUUACUCAUCAUCUCCACAUCUAUGCUUUCCCGCCUCUUUCCUCAGCGACAUUCAAGGCGGGCGAGCCAGUUCCACCACCCCACACUGCGACACACGUAACCACUAUCGACAUGCCCGAGUUUGUCGUCGACUUUGAUGAUCAAAUACCUCCUCCGCGCAUGACUAUCCGAGCCGAUCCUCCGCCAAGGUAUACGUUCCCUACCUACCCGUUGGCCAACCCUCAACCAUUUGUGCCGGACCCUGAAAGCGGGGUCUUUAUCAUCGAAUUCUACUGCCAGCCCUACUCAGAAGUGCCCAUCCACUAUGUCAUGUUUAUCAUGCGAAAGAUGCUGUUACAGUAUCUCCCUGCACCAACAAGUCCCCUGCUCUAUCAGACCUUUACCCGGCCUGCCCCCGUCGUGCCAUUCUCCAAGAUUGCGCCAAAGUGUAGACUGCUUGGACCUCACCAAAAAGUCCCUUCUUGGGUUUGCUACGUCUACCAGGACCGUUACGUUACCAAGGAGGAAAUCCCAAUCGGUAACAAAUUGUUGCUGUACGAUUUCAAUCCUCUCCGUGUCCGACAAGCUCUCCAGGAUCCCAACAUUGCGGUCCAGCUGCAGAGCGGGGCUUUGGAAGUGAUGAAUCAAGAGACGGUCAUCGAGGCGCACAAAGACUAUGAGUUUAGUGUGUUGGCUGAAAAGACGGUAACGGGGAAGGAGUUGCCUUGUUUGGUCACCAAACAUAAGCCAGUCUUUGAAGGCGAAGAUGAUGAGGUUGAUACCAUCAUCAUCGACCAAGAGAGGAUUAUCGUCUUUGAUGACGCAGAGGAGGAGGAGGCGCGUUACAUGCGUGUAAUGGAGUUUUAG
Cryptococcus wingfieldii CBS 7118 is the source of this 2019-nucleotide messenger RNA. RefSeq lists its product as hypothetical. The record is from RefSeq and is a predicted model, not a curated record. Bases 1 to 2019 code for a protein of 672 amino acids. NCBI's taxonomy places the organism in Eukaryota, Fungi, Basidiomycota, Tremellomycetes, Tremellales, Cryptococcaceae. The transcript has 5 exons. Gene Ontology annotation, molecular function: protein binding.